AUGAAAACGCUCUUUUUUGAGGGCACUGCCCAAAGCAUUUUAGUGAAGGUUCUCCGCUUUUGGAAUGCUGUUGCCGUUCAUAGAAUGACAACCAUGAUCCACUUAGGCAGCAAACAGUGUCAAUUGACCUUGAUCACUACUUUGGCGAGCUUUUGGGGCCGUUCUGGGCACCUGACAAGUGCAACUUGUCACCUGAUCCAACAAGGGGGGAGCUUUAUUGUCUCCAUGCCCUCCCCUUCCGUGUCCCGACCUUACUCGCUGUCUCUUCCUGAAAGUGGGGAGGAGCGUCGCUUCUAUGUUGGCUGCAUAGCGCUUCCGCUCACAUACAGAAGUUUGGCUAUCGGACUCCCCCUAUCGACGGACAUCCGUCUCCCUUUGGAAAUUCCUGAACUACUACCGCGAGUGUUUUCUUAUCCGGGCAGCUUCAGGAAACGGCUCAAUUCUUUCCGCUUUCAGGUGACUGAGACGCUCAAGAUCUGCGACCGGGCGUACAUGGUCUUCCAGGGACAGGUUAUGGCGCAAGGGGCGCCGCAAGAGCUGGUGCGGAAUCCUUUUGUUCGGCAGUACUACCUAGGGGAGGGGUACAGGCAUCCAGACUUAUCAACGAACGGCGAUCGGGGCUUCUCUGACUUGGAGAAGACAGUACCCUUGCCCGAUGAUGGGAACGUCUUACGGCUUUGA
Molecule: messenger RNA, 681 nt
Organism: Oppiella nova
Lineage: Eukaryota; Metazoa; Arthropoda; Arachnida; Sarcoptiformes; Oppiidae
Source: the annotation of a GenBank genome assembly